CGGAAGCAGCAGCGGCCGCAGCUCGGGAGACAUGGCGGGCAUUAAAGCUCUUGUGGCAUUAUCUUUCAGUGGGGCCAUUGGGCUGACUUUUCUUAUGCUGGGAUGUGCCUUGGAAGAUUAUGGCGUUUACUGGCCCUUGUUCGUCCUGAUUUUCCACGCCAUCUCCCCCAUUCCCCAUUUCAUUGCCAAAAGAGUCACUUAUGACUCUGAUGCAACCAGUAGUGCCUGUCGGGAACUGGCAUAUUUCUUCACUACUGGAAUUGUUGUUUCUGCCUUUGGAUUUCCUGUUAUUCUUGCUCGUGUGGCUGUGAUCAAAUGGGGAGCCUGUGGCCUUGUGCUGGCAGGCAACGCAGUCAUUUUCCUUACAAUUCAAGGUUUUUUCCUUGUAUUUGGAAGAGGAGAUGAUUUUAGCUGGGAGCAGUGGUAGCACUUUAUUCUGAUAGAAUGCAUUGACUCUCUUAGAAUUCAUACUGUAUGUAUUAUGUGCACACAUGUGGCAUUUUACUAUGGAAUUGAAUAUGCUGUCUUUUUUAUAUCUAUAUAUCAUCUUCACUUUAAGGAAGACUUCAUGAGUAAAAGAUUAGUUUUAUUCCCAGCAAGUAGACAUCUUCUUUUUCUUAAGUUAAAUUAUGUUACUUGUUUGGCUGUUCAUAUAGUCAUGGUGCUCUCCGAAAAUAUAUUGAUGUAGUCUUGUAGACAACUGCUCACUUAUGCCGUGCAUCUAAGCCUUUUGCCUGGGGAUGUGUUUGGGUAGACAGAUUACCCUGGGGCAGGACUCUUAAGGCCCAGAAAGACAGAGGUGGCCCCCUCUGUGUGUUGUAGACCCUUGCUUCUCAAAGUGUGAUUCACUGACCAAGAGCAUCAAUAUCUCCUGGGGCUUAUUAGAAAUGCAGAAUCUGAAGCCCCACUCCAAACCCAGUGCAUUUUUAAUGAGAUCUCAAGUGAAUCCUAUGCACAUUAAUGUUCGGGAAGCAUUGUCCUUGUGGAAUAAACAUCACGCCUAGCUUCCUUGUCUUCCCCCUGACUGGACCACUUAACCUCUCUAGGUGUUACCUGCUUAUUUGUAAAAAAGUCUCACCUGCCCGCACAUUGAGGAUACGUUCAAACCUCUUUGGUGUUUGGCCUGUUCCUCAAACUUGUGAAAACCAUUCUUAGUAGGGCACAGAUAUGCCCUCACAUCACUGAAAGGCAGUGGCUGUUUUCACAGUGCUGGGGGCACAAGAUAAUCUAAGAGCCCCACUGGGAUGCAGGGGAGGGAGGCUGGGCUGGAACCAGUUCCUGCUUUAGCAGGAAGGGGGGAAGAAUUGACAGAUAAUACUUUGUAGUUUCCCUUGAUCCCCUGGCUCUUUUCCCCAGCUCUUUCCCUAUGCUGCCCCACCCCCACUCCUUAGCAGUUCUGAUUUGUACUUCUCCAUGGCUGUGGCUUCUCCUUCCUAAAAAGAUAGGGGAGCUGAGUAAGCAAGUAAAGGAUGAACUGCUUUAUUUUAUUUACAUGUUGGUGUACUUAUUAUCUUUCAUGUCCUGUAUAUAUGUAUAACAAUAACUUCAUGCCACCUUUAAAUGAAUCAUUGGUAGUACAUGUCAUGUUGGAUCCUAUAAUCACAGUUUUUCUGGCUCAUCUUUUUGUCCAAAACCUAUUGAGAAAGGAAAAUAUGGGAAAUAGAACCACUUGAUCAGAAUACAACCAAUGGUUUUUAAACAUUGUUAAUUUAUGAUAACUGACUUAUAUUCAAAACACUUAAACCUUGAGGCUUGUGAUCAGAGUUAUUAGCCACCCUUCAUAUGCUGAUAUGAUGCUGGGACCAGAAGAUAAAAGUGAUACCUAAAGGGUUAAUGUGCAACGUUAUUUUUUGACCUUGGGCAUAAUUUGAUGUUUUCAAUGUUC
Cynocephalus volans (Philippine flying lemur) is the source of this 1885-nucleotide messenger RNA. It is a transcript of the gene LEPROT, whose product is annotated as leptin receptor overlapping transcript. NCBI's taxonomy places the organism in Eukaryota, Metazoa, Chordata, Mammalia, Dermoptera, Cynocephalidae. Gene Ontology annotation, biological process: late endosome to vacuole transport via multivesicular body sorting pathway; negative regulation of growth hormone receptor signaling pathway. Gene Ontology annotation, cellular component: endosome. The record is from RefSeq and is a predicted model, not a curated record. The transcript is spliced from 4 exons. Bases 32 to 427 code for a protein of 131 amino acids.